UGAACCUCGACAUCCAGAAUGGGAAUGCUCCCCACCUAUGCUGUUUAUCAAGCUUCUUUCUCGGUCUUUCUGUUAACAAGCGCAUCAGCGAUAAAGUCAUCCCACACCCGCGGGACCGCCAUGGCGAUACCCAUUGACAACAGGGGAAUCCGACUGAAGCUCCGUAUCGUCACGCGGAUAGGCGAUGAGCCUACAAUAAUGGGUAUCGGAUCGGCUGGUGGUAGCCGUGGACGAGGCUUAUACAUGGCACUACUCCCAGAUUCACGUGGGGAUAGCUCGGGACAGGCUCGUGUAUUGAGGCAUCCAACUGUUGGCAGCGUCCCCCGGGCUUGACUCUCUCGUACGUGUUGGUUACGACUCCGGGGUCAAGACGGGCCGGAUAUCCCAGUUCCCCGAAGAGAAUUCCCCGCUCAGAGUAUCUGCGUUAUGCAUCUCUAUGAGCAGCCAAGCGGUCGGCCUGCAAUUUCCGCGGCCUUGAAUAGGGAAAUACUCCGUCGUAGGGCUCAGACCAAUUCAACCAGCCAUUCACUUGGGGCAGCCGGAAAUCGCGAAACUUCUGGUC
This is a messenger RNA of Lasiosphaeria miniovina, 562 nucleotides long. RefSeq lists its product as uncharacterized. The coding region runs from base 19 to 333 and encodes 104 amino acids. NCBI's taxonomy places the organism in Eukaryota, Fungi, Ascomycota, Sordariomycetes, Sordariales, Lasiosphaeriaceae. The record is from RefSeq and is a predicted model, not a curated record. The transcript is spliced from 2 exons.